This is a messenger RNA of Puntigrus tetrazona (Sumatra barb), 2005 nucleotides long. It is a transcript of the gene tpd52l2a, whose product is annotated as tpd52 like 2a. The record is from RefSeq and is a predicted model, not a curated record. Gene Ontology annotation, cellular component: cytoplasm. Lineage: Eukaryota; Metazoa; Chordata; Actinopteri; Cypriniformes; Cyprinidae. The transcript is spliced from 10 exons. The coding region runs from base 143 to 808 and encodes 221 amino acids.
UCCGCGCUCCGGAAGCUCAAGCUAGCCGCUGAAUAAACCGUAGAGCCUAGUCGAGGAGGGUGAACUUUCUUUUCCCAUUAACUACGCUGUUGCAUUUGUUUGCACGUAGGUAAACAUUAUCGAAGAUCGUUUUCUAUCCGAAAUGGAGUCCUCUGAGCACGGCUCUUCAAUGUCAUCUGCAGGAGUAGCCAGUGGAGGGACACUACCACCAGGCCUGACAGAGGAGGAGGCAGAAGAGAUACAGCUGGAGCUCAUCAAGGUGGAGGAUGAGAUUCAGACACUUAGACAGGUUCUCGUGGCGAAGGAGAGGCACGCUGCUGAGCUCAAGCGCAGACUUGGCAUCAGUUCCCUCUCCGAAAUCAAACAGAACCUCACUAAAGGCUGGCAUGAUGUUCAGUGCUCCAAUGCUUAUAUGAGAACCUCACAAACUCUUGGAGACUUGAAUCGUAGAGUUGCCUCAUCUAAUUUAUACCUUACAGCUUCGGCCACAUUUGAGGAAAUUGGACGCUCUGAUGCGUAUAAGAGAACUCAGGAGACUCUUUCUCAGGCAGGUCACAUGACAUCAGCUGCAUUCUCCUCAGUGGGCUCUGCCAUCCGAAACCGAUUUGGAGAGAUGAGGGCUCUGCCGUACUCAAACUCUGGUAGCAACUUUUCCAUGCGUCACUCUUUAAGUAUGCCAGCUAUGAGGAACUCGCCAAGCUUUAAAUCCUUUGAGGACAAGGUGGAGAAUAUGAAGUACAAAGUAAUGGGGCAAUCAAAUGGAGAAGAGAGCAACCAUUCAUCAACCAGCAACAAUGCACCUUUCUGAGAAGGACGCAAAACCUCAUGACCAAGAACUGACCUCUGUGAUCCUUCUUUAACGCUGCACCCAAAUACACUCCAGUCUCUCUACUGCUAAGUUAUCUUCAAUGAAUGUACAGAUGGAAAACGAUGCUUUAAGAAACUAAGAUGCCAACAUGCAAAGAGAUAAUGAUUACUUUAACAACUGACACCCUUGAAAUUCAUUGUAGCCGAAACCUCUUAAAUAAGAUUAUUUGUUUAAAAACUGAAUUACCCUUUUUUUGGGGGAAUGUUAGGUUUUCUUCUGUGCAUCAAAUUACCUUUAAAUUGUUUGUAAUAUUUUGCUUCUCUGACACUUCAGUAGUACAUUGUCUGUUACGAUCGACAUGAAGAGGUCAAAUGUUUGCACAGCUCACAUUUAGAAUGUCCUGAAACACACCAGGCUUCUUUGAGCCUGCUUCGUUGUCACUUGUUUAUUAUUGUUUCAUGCUUCCUACACUGAAAAUUGCGCUGGUUAUUACCCUGCUUGUUACUCAGGGCAAAAGGUGCUAAAGCUUUCCUUGAGACAAGACUCAAGCACCAGAUCUGUCAUCUCCGAAGAUGUGUACUAAAUUAUUUACUUUUUUUUUUUUUUUUUCCCAGGUUGCCGGUUUCCUAAUAAAAAAUAUACUACAAUGUGUUGUAGAAGAUUUGACAUUUGAGCUAUUUACUUUAAAAAGUUUAUUAUGAGCUGAAUUAUUUAUUCUUGUUCUUUUGGUACUUGAUUAAUACCUUUUGUAGUUGUUUUUUUUCUUUUUCUCUCUCUCGCUGUGAAUAGGUAAAAUUUAUUUUCCCAUAAAGGUAUUUGGUGAAAAGAUGGGGUUUCUAAAUGAUUUAAUUACUAAUCAGAUGCAAUACUAACAUUUCCAAGCGAAGUAAUUUAAUUAAAUAAUUGAAUCAAAUAUUGUGGGCAAAAGGUCAAUUUCACUGUGAGGUUAUGGAAAAGACGAUUUUAGUUUUUUGGGGGGUUUUUUGGGGGUCAAUUCAUUAUUUUUCUGUUGAUGGGAGUACUGUCCAUGCAAUGAUCUGUAAGAGAAUGUUAUACUGACCUUACUACUGUAUACAUGUUUAAUGCUUUGUGGCUGUAACAUACUACACAAUUCAGGGUUUAUUAAACACAAAAAAUAACAAGAAUGUUGUGGUUUGAUGUGUCCAUGCGAACUUAAAGAAUAAACCUUAAAUUUCA